GACGAAUAAAGCAUCGCACGAGAGGCGUGACUAGCUCGCGUAGUCCCUCCCCUCCGUUUGAUUGACGUGCGUCCUUGAGCCCCACGAGUCCUGAGUCGCUCUUGUUGUUUAAAGUGUCCGUCAUGUGUGACGCGCGAGUCCGGAGGCGAUUAAAACCCUUUAAGCUUUAAACGCAAGUCUGUUCCGCGUUUACCUGCGCGUGGAUGUGAGUGUGCCGCGCGCUCGCGACAGGUGGAUCGGGCCCGCGCUCUGUCCCGCGGGAGGAGGAGGCGCCAGAACUGCUGCCGGGACAAAAGUUUCUCGGGUCUGAUCUUCUCUGGACCGGAUUCGAUCAGACCGAACUGAUGAACUUCAGGAGCGUCUGACGUUCAUCUGAACACUGAAGAUGGAUCAGCGGAACGGCACGCGCUCGGGUCAUCAGCCGCAGCUGCGCAUUAACGUGCCCAGCACCGCCAGAGAGAGAGUGCCCAGUGUGGACCCGUACGGCUUCGAGCACUCGGUUGAUUUUGACUACGAGUCGUACGAGGAGCUGAUGUCUGAGUACUUGGCAGUGCUCACUAGACGCUCAAUCAAGUGGUCAAAACUACUGCAGGGAAAACCACGUGUCGAUCGAAACCUGAAGGUAAAGCGUUAUGUACGUAAGGGAGUUCCUAAUGAACAUCGAGCUCUGGUGUGGAUGAUGGCGAGCGGCGCUCUCGAGCGGAUGGAGAGACACUCUGGAUAUUAUCAUUCACUACUGGAGCUUCAACACGACCCCAAACUAACAGAAACCAUCAGCACAGACCUGCACAGAACUUUUCCAGACAACAUUCACUUCCGUCAGUCGUCUGAUCCGUGUCUUCAGAGAGCUCUGUAUCGUGUGCUGUUAGCAUACGGACAUCACAAUCCAGCUGUGGGUUACUGUCAGGGAAUGAACUUUAUCGCAGGAUAUCUGCUCAUUAUCACUAAAGAUGAGGAGAGAUCUUUCUGGCUGAUGGACGUUUUGCUCGACAGAAUUCUGCCAGAUUAUUACACACUUUCGAUGUUGGGUUUGAAGACGGAUCAGGAGGUUCUUGGUGAGCUGGUGAAGAUGAAGAUUCCUGCCGUGUGGAAACUCCUUCAGGAUCACGGAGUCAUGUGGACACUGCUGGUGUCACGCUGGUUCAUCUGUCUCUACAUUGACGUUCUGCCUGUGGAGACUGUUCUCAGGAUCUGGGACUGUCUGUUCUACGAGGGUUCUAAGAUUCUGUUCCGCGUGGCGCUUACUCUGAUCCGACCGCAUCAGGCUGAUAUCCUCCCCGCUCAGAAUCUUCCAGACAUCUGUGAACGCUUCAAACACAUCACCAAAGCCCCAGAUGUUCACGACUGUCACACGUUCAUGCAGAAAAUCUUCCAGGAGCCUGGGAGUCUCUCCAUGGCAACCGUUUCCAAGCUCAGAGGAAGCUGUCGAGCUCGGAUUAUAGCAGAAGAGUCUUGACUCUUUUUUUACUGUCAGAUCAUUCCAGACUCUUAGUUUGCACUCGAUUCCUCACAGAGGCACACAUUUUCAGACGUCUGUAGAUGAUGUCACGGCUCCGGGUUUACUGACAGAGACGCUCUGCAAUCACGUUCUUGUUUAUUUUCAUACAUUUCCAGGUGUGCAGAUAGACAAAUAAUAUUUUGUAGAAUCACAGAUGUCAUGACGACUGUUCUUGUGAUUGAGGAGUUCAAUCGUUUCGUUCUCAAUCACGUUUGACCAACAACACUGUGAAAUAAACUCAUGAUUUACUCCUGAA
Triplophysa dalaica is the source of this 1754-nucleotide messenger RNA. RefSeq names its product growth hormone regulated TBC protein 1a (gene grtp1a). NCBI's taxonomy places the organism in Eukaryota, Metazoa, Chordata, Actinopteri, Cypriniformes, Nemacheilidae. The transcript has 8 exons. The record is from RefSeq and is a predicted model, not a curated record. Bases 386 to 1456 code for a protein of 356 amino acids.